Molecule: messenger RNA, 3585 nt
Organism: Adineta ricciae
Lineage: Eukaryota; Metazoa; Rotifera; Eurotatoria; Adinetida; Adinetidae
Source: the annotation of a GenBank genome assembly
AUGAAAGAAACAAACACGUCCGCUGAUUUCUUGUUGUUUUAUGUGAAUGGAAAAGAAAUUAUUGAGCGUCACGCCGAACCUGAAUGGACACUUCUUUGGUAUUUAAGAAAUAAACUGAAAUUAACCGGUUCGAAAUUGGGCUGUGGUGAAGGUGGGUGUGGAGCAUGUACAGUUUCAAUUUCGCACUGUAUCGAUAAAAAUACCGGUGAAAUCGAACAUCGCACUAUCAAUGGUUGUUUAGCGCCACUAUGCUCCGUCGAUGGAUGUCAUGUAAUUACCGUUGAAGGGUUAGGUUCAACGAAUAAAUCAAACCUUCAUUCGACACAAACUCGCUUAGCCGAGUUUUACGCAUCACAAUGUGGCUUCUGUACGCCUGGUAUGGUCAUGUCGUUGUACGGAACCGUAACAUCAAAGGAUGCAUCAAAUUUAACGAUGGCAGAUAUCGAAGAAUCAUUCGAUGGAAAUCUUUGUCGAUGUACAGGCUACCGCCCGAUUCUUGAUGCAGCCAAGUCCUUCGCAUGCGAUAUUGAUAAGUUCAACGCUGAAAAAUCGUCAUCACCGAACACAUCAACGACAUUUGAUAAAUGUGCGUCGUUUCUUGGUCAAUCUAUUGAUCAAAUUCCAUUCCCGGAGAAGCUUCGUGAUCACCAACCUCAAUCAAUUCAAAUCAAAGGCUCGUCAAUGGAUUGGUAUCGUCCAAUUACAUUAACUGAAUUGAUUCAUCUUCGACAAAAGUAUCCCGGCGAUGAAUCAAAACUUAUCUUUGGAAACACGCGUGUUCAAUUCGAAAGAAAAGUUGAACAACGUACGUUUCCUCGACUUAUCAGUAUUACGCAUGUCAAGGAGCUACAAGAAAUGAAAAGAACUGAUGAUUCGAUCUACUUGGGAGCUGGUGUGACAUUCACACGAUUGAAAAGUCAAUUGAUGGACUGGAAAGACAACCCCAUCUGUCAUGCUUUAUUGGAUCAAUUUAAACACUUUGCAUCGACGCAAAUACGAAAUGUUGCUUCACUCGGUGGACACAUCAUUGCUGCUUUACCAAAUUCGGAUUUGAAUCCAGUCCUUGUCGCCGCUGGUGCAUUGCUCGAAUUGCAACAAGCAAACAGCAGCGAAGCACGAAUAGUUCCACUAUCUGAAUUCUUUCUUGGCAGAAAUCGUGUUCGUAUUGAAGACAAUGAAAUUCUUGUAGCCGUUCGUCUUCCACUCAGGAAGUCUUCUAACGCCUGUUUCAUUCAAUCAUACAAACAAGCUUGUCGUCGUGACGAUUCAAAAGGUGUCGUGAGCGCUGGACUCCAAGUUGAACUUAAACAAGAGAAUGAUCAAUGGAAAAUCACUCAAAUCUGUUUGGGAUUCGGUGGUGUUGCACCGAAAACAAUUGAAGCAAAAGGCACGCAACAACAAUUGGUUGGAUUGUCAUGGUCAAGAGAGACCAUCAAUCUAGCAUACGAUUUACUCUUGAAAGAAAUUAUUUUGAACGAAUCGACUCCCGGUGGACAAAUUCAAUACAAACGAACAUUGAUGCAAUCGUUCCUAUUCAAAUUCUAUUCGUACGUUUCACAGCAAUUGCAUAAAUCUACCGUAAAUUUAAACGAAUUUUCUUUCAACCGAGCUGUUUCUUACGCUCAACAAACGGUUCCUGAACGGCCUGAAUCACAAAAGAUCGUUGGUAGUUCUAUGCCGCAUCAAUCAGCGUAUUUACAUACAACUGGCGAAGCGACCUACAUUGCUGAUAUACCAUUACUAGCUGAUACACUUCAUGCUGCACUGAUUCUGAGUACAAAGGCCAAUGCUCGAAUAAAUAAUAUCAAUACUGAACGAGCAUCGAAAGUUCCGGGAUUUGUUUCAUUUGUAAGUCAUGCUGAUGUUCCUGGUUUGAACAAACCGAACGGUGUGUUACCCGAUGAAGAAGUUUUCGCCUCAUCGAUUGCAUUGUGUGUUGGUGCAGUUAUCGGUUUGGUUGUUUGUGAAACAGAAGAAUCAGCCGAACUUGCUGCGAGUCUAAUUGAUAUCGAUUAUGAAUGUUUAUCACCCACGAUCUUGUCCAUUGAUGAUGCAAUCGAACACGGAUCCUAUUUCGACGAUGAGUUUCGUCUUCAACAAGGUGAUAUUGAAAAGAGUUUGAAGGAAAGCGAACACUGCCUAGAAGACGAAUUAUAUAUUGGCGGACAAGAGCAUUUCUACAUGGAAACCAACGCUUGUAUUGCCAUUCCAUCAAAAGACGACCAGGAAAUGACACUGCACGUAGGUGUACAAAGUCCAACUGCUGCUCAAGAAUUAGUUGCAUUAGUUCUUGGUCGUGAUACAAGUCGUAUAACGUGUCAUACCAAACGAGUUGGCGGUGCAUUCGGUGGAAAGGAAUCUCGAGCAAUUGUAUUUUGUUUGGCAACGGCAGUUGCAGCUGUGAAAGUUGCUCGUCCAGUCCGUCUUCAUCUUGACCGUUAUACCGAUAUAGCAGUAACAGGACACCGGCAUCCGUUUAAAAUCAAAUAUCAAGUCGGUUUUAAUCAUGACGGACACAUUCAAGGUCUAGAUAUUCAAAUGUGGAAUGAUGCUGGUUGUACACUCGAUGCUUCAUCAUAUGUUAUUCAAUUGGCAAUGCUUCAUAUGGGCAAUACAUAUCAAAUUCCGAAUAUGCGCAUACGUGGUCGUACUUGUAAGACUCAUUUGCCAUCGAAUACGGCGUUUCGUGGUUUUGGCGGUCCACAAGCUAUGCUAGCUUGUGAGAAUAUUAUUGAGCAUAUUUCGUUUUAUCUGCAAUGUGAUCCAGUGACCAUUCGUCGUCAAAAUCUGUUUCGUGAAGGUGAUCGAACACAUUAUGGGCAAUGCUUAAAUUUAUGGAAUGUUCCACGUAUUAUCGAUGAACUACUUGAAACUAGUGGUUACGACGAAAGACGGCGUCUUGUAGAUGAAUUCAAUCGUGUGAGCAUCUAUCGAAAACGCGGAAUCAGUUUAGUUCCCGUGAAAUUCGGCAUAGGUUUUACCAUUAAUUACCUCAAUCAAGGCGGUGCUCUAGUUCAUAUUUACAAAGACGGUUCAGUCGUCAUUAGUCAAGGGGGUAUCGAAAUCGGUCAAGGAUUAUAUACGAAAAUGAUCGCAAUUGCUGCUGAAGUCUUACGUUGUGACGUUAAGCGGGUGAGAAUCAGUGAAACAUCAACGGAUAAGGUACAUAAUAUCAGCACGACAGGUGGAUCGGUCACAGCGGAUAUUAAUGGAAUGGCAGUGAAAGAUGCUUGUGAACAAUUGCGACAACGACUGGAUGCGUUAAUAACAAAAGAGGAUAACGAUAUUUCUUGGGAAGAUUUGAUUCAAAAGGCAUAUUAUGCCCGAGUUGAUCUAUGUGGACGAGGCUUUUACGUCAUGCCGAACAUGUUCGAUAUGGAUCUUAGCAAAAACAAAGCAACUUAUAAUUAUUUUACACAAGGUGCUGCUGUAACAGAAGUAGAAUUGGAUGUUUUAACUGGUGAUUGGCAUAUUCUACGUGUUGAUAUUCUUAUGGUAUGUUCAGUUCUUCUUUUAUANGUUGGUAGAAUGCAAAGCAGAAAACAACACACACCACAAAUGAUAUAUUUCGAUUUUGAACUGUGA